Prunus avium (sweet cherry) is the source of this 1185-nucleotide messenger RNA. RefSeq lists its product as uncharacterized. NCBI's taxonomy places the organism in Eukaryota, Viridiplantae, Streptophyta, Magnoliopsida, Rosales, Rosaceae. The record is from RefSeq and is a predicted model, not a curated record.
AUGUAUGUGACAAGGCCUCUGUCUAUGUAUAGAAGGUCACCUGAGUCACUGUCCUUACCACCCCCAGAGGGGCCAAAUUCUGGUUAUCUUGUGCUCCAUGAUGAAGAAUCCGAUGAGGUAUCAUGUUGUGGAUGCAUUGAUAACCGGGUUAGAGACACGCCUUUCCCUCAGAAUGAGGAUCUAACAGUUGGAUAUGGCUCAGAUGACGACCCAGUUGCAUUCAUUCCAGUGCUCGAUCAGCCCUUGUCUUCCAACAGAUACCAUGUGAUCCACCGGAGAGGGAGGCAUAAAGGGGAAGCAUGCACAAAUUCAAGGGAAGAGGACAUGGGGAUUGGCUUCUUCAACAGACGAUCUGUUCGAGAUGUUAAUCCAAAACCGUUGGAUCCAUCAGACAUAUAUCAGCAAGUUGAGAUACUUACUGGGGAUAACUACUACAAGGGUAGUUUUACUGCCAAGUCUGUUGCUCCAGAUGGGUUUCCUCCUAAAUUCUUGAGGACAAAAGGGUGGAUUGUGACCAGGCGCACACCUUAUGAUUACCAACUGGGUGAAGCCCCAGGGCUCAACUCUUCACUACGAGCAAGCCUUCCGGGGUUCGAUUUUCCAUUAUCACAUGAUUGCUCUGAAGCUGUGUUUGUAGGCAAGUGGUAUUGUCCUUUCAUGUUUGUCAAGGAAGGAGGGGUGAGGCUGAAGGACCAAAUGAAAAAAUGCAUGUUCUAUGAAAUUAGACUUGAGCAAAGAUGGGAAAAGAUUUUCGAUAGUGUUAACGAAAAGGUUGAGGGGAAAAAUAAUGGUACUGUGUUUGUGGAUGCUUUUGCUCAAAGAGAGGUGGUUUUUGUUGGUGGAAGUGAAGGUAUUUGGGAUGAAAGAAAUGUGAGUGGUGAUGGGUUCAUGUGGUUUAAGAGUUUUGAUGGUGUGGGAGGAGAAACAAGUGUAGGGUUGAGCAUGAAAGUUGUGGAGAGAAUGAAAUGGGAGCAAGAGAGAGUUGGAUGGGUUGGUGGAGAUGAAAGGCAAGUGAGAGUGGAGAGGGUGGAGGAGUUUGGAGGGACAGGAGGCAUGUGGAAGAGAUUUGGUUGCUAUGUGUUGGUAGAGAGGUUUGUGUUGAAGAGAAUGUCUGUGAAUGGAAGCCUUGCACUACUCACAUAUGAUUUCAAGCACACACACCAGAUUAGGAGCAAAUGGGAAUGA